UCUCGGGGAGGGUGAGGGUGUCUUUCAUCCGUGAUUGAGUACUCAUGGAUGCAAUCGUUACCCUCAUUUCAGCAACCCAAGGGUCUAAGUUGUGGUCGUCUCUCCUGCCCUGCCCUCCAUAUGGCCGUUUUUUUCGUGAAGGACGUACCUUUUUUGCGCUAUUCGACCCGAGGUUACCUACCACAAGUACACCUUUGCAACGCUGGGAUUCGCAAAAAACGCUUCGGUGGUAAAACUGAAGCCCAAGAUGGCCACGGUGAAGGCGACACUGGCAGAGAAAAAGCUCAUGGAGGAACUGGAGCAAAUGAAGGCGCUGGUGGAGCAACUUCGACAGCAGCAGCUUGAGCUUGCACAGGCACCCGUGCCACAACCCCGACCGGCCGAAGAGCAAGUUGCGCCGGAACCGGUGCCGGAAACGACGGAUGCGGUACCAGCUACGGCAGAGGGAGAAGAAACGCCGCCUGCUGCUGCAUCGGAAAGUGGAGAGGACCCGAGAGAUGGGUCCGGGGGUACGAAAGUGGAGGUGCCGGAGACUAAAAUGGCGGGAGUCGCGACGCGGGAUGAACGGGCUGCCGCCGUAGCCGAUCUGGAAGAAUCCCGCAAACGACGAGAAUCGAUGAAGAACAACGCCGAGCAGGUUAGCCGACUCCAGGAGAUGCUUGAAGCGAAGCAGCUGCAGCUGCGAAAUGUAUUGAGUGGGGGCGGGGAGGGGAAAACAGGCCCAACGCCGGAAGAGCGACAGCUGGAGCAGCAGAAGGAGGAGUACGGCCGGAGGGGAAUCAGGCAAGCCUCGAAAAGGGGAUAUUCAUGCUGUAUAGUUGCCAUCGGCAUGACCGCCGUUCGCAAACACUGCACUGUGGAAGUGAAGAAAGCUGCAGAAAAGGGCGAGAAGGGCACAGUCACCCUCAUUGGAGGUAGGGGCGAAGUACUGCACAACGGGAGGCGAGUGCGCAAACAAGAACAGAGAUGCAUGCCAUGGAGGAGCAGCUCAAAGAUUUACAGGCAAAUUGCCAAAGCCAAGGCAGAGGAAGAAGCCACGAGUGCCACCAAAGAGAGGAAGGGAAAGGAAGAAAAGGAAACGUCUUUGCUGUUCAGCGCAGCGCCUCUCGACGACGAGCACAUCGCUUCGGUGAUUCGAUCGGCGGAAGACGAGGUCCAAAUGCUCCUGCCCCACGUGAAAGAGGCGGAGCAGUUCAUGCAGCUCUUCGGACGGGACUACCUGACGUUCGACGUCAGCCUGCAGCGCUCACAGGGGGAUGCGUUCGAGGUAGCCGCAAGCGUGCAGGUAAGGAACGAGCGAACGGGGCAGGGCUGCUACCUGUCGUCCUUCGAGUUCCUGGAGCAACACUCGAUAUUCAAAGACGAGGUUGCCCAACUCCAAGCGGCUCUAGACAACGGACGAGAGUACAUGGUCUCGGAGGAGCACGACCCAAGCCUGUUGCUCUUGCAGGGCACACACCAACUGGGAGCGGCCACUCUUUUCACGGAACCCAUCGUCUACAUGAUGGCGACGGAGGACGAAGAGCGGUUUUCGGUUAUCAAAAACGUGCGGGCACCAUACGGCGAAGUUGGCAUGCUGGAGAGCUCGUGGCACCCCCUGGUGCUGGAUGCGGAUGGAAGAGCCGUCGAUCCUGAGGCGGACGACGGCUGCGAUGUUGAUCUCCCGGAGAUCGAUUCGCCCAAGGACCUGAUUGGACUGCCUUGGGCAUACCGCUUCGAAAUAAAGGCCGGGUACAACCUACCGCUCACGUGUGCUUCGGCGUACUGUCAGUACGAGCUCUUGGGUGAAACAUUCACAACUGAAACUGUUCAGCCAGACCCGGCGUCAAAUUCGCCGACUCUCAACUACUCCUUUGUGCACAGGGUCGACAAGGUUACCCCAGAAGUCGUUGACCAGUUGUCCAAGCCGCUCAACGUUUACUUUUACGUCGGUCCUCACGUCGAACCGGAGAAGCCCGAGGACACCAUCACCACGAAGAAUCCGGGUUUAUCGGCUAGAUUCGAGUCCCUGUACCGUCCCAUCACGCCCGUUCCUACGGCAUCGCCCGCUGGCCGUGGCGAUGGUGGCAGAGGAAACCCUAACCCCAGCAGAGGCGUUUCGCCUAUACAACACCGGGGCAGCGGGGGGAUGGUUGAAGGGGCAGAUCUCGGUGCACCGUCGUCUUGGGGGUUCGCGGCUGCAGACUUUGCUGAGAACGCCUCGCUCAAGAAAGAACUGCACAGAGCUCGAGCAGAGAUUAAGAGACUAACCAAAGAAGCCCGCGGCGGCAACGCCGGGAUACAGGCACCUGGCGGCAGUGGCAGCAUCGAUGGAGGGGGAGGGGUCGCCACCAGUGCGAGCACGGGGGCGUUGGAGGAUGGUAGACAAAAGGGCGUCGACGGAGUGAACGCUCCACAGGUUGACGGGGGUGGGAGAAAAGGGAGGAAGUCACGUUCCCCUCGAGAAUCAAGGAGUCGGAGGAAAAUCAACGACGCCAUCGACACAGCUAGGGUCACAGAUGCCGUUGUGGAAGCUGCAGUCGGGGGUGGGUUGGCAGAUCCCUUAAGACCAGACUCUGGGCGUUCUAACGAGGUUGGGUAGAAUGGGUGAUGCAACCAUAAAUGUAACGAUGCAUAAUAAACUGUUCCGUUGUGAUUACGGAGUAUUC
Ectocarpus sp. CCAP 1310/34 is the source of this 2648-nucleotide messenger RNA. The record is from the annotation of a GenBank genome assembly. NCBI's taxonomy places the organism in Eukaryota, Phaeophyceae, Ectocarpales, Ectocarpaceae.